AUGGUUCAAACAUUACAGUUGCACUUACCUUUGUUGAUGAUUCUACGGUUUUCCACGUUAGCGCUACCUUUAUGUGCCGGUCAAGCAUUGCAGCCACAUACACAACAAAAUAUAUGGGAAUCAUUUGCACCUGGCGAACUUUUACGUCUUUUAGAACACUCCACUUACACAAUACCGUUUAAAUAUAACGCAAUAGCACAACGCCGGUCAGACGAAAAUGCUGCAACACCGGAGAAUACUAUUUAUUCAACACCGAGGGAAAUACACAAGCGUUCCAAUACAUCGCCAGCAACAUCAACCGAUAAUACAUACACUGCGGAAGAUCAAUUAAAUGCACCAUCAAGCGCCGAGUUCAAUUAUGACCAGGCUUAUGAAGAUUUUGUACGCGAAUAUUUUGGCGACAAACUAGCAGAAGACAGUGAUUCAAAUGAAAAGAAUGAAGAAGAAGCACUUGAUGGGGAGGAAAGUGAAGAAGUGGAACAAUUGGAAACGGAACACAAUUCUUCAGCGGAAACGGAACUUUUGACAGGGGAAACGAAAAAACGCACACAACGUAGGACUAAAGAAAAAUGCCGGCACGUCAAAAAGCACAAGCAAAAUUGUAUGGUUUGCGAAAAUGCGCGCACUGGCGAAAAAUCUGAAACAUGCUCUUUUUCGCGUGCAAGUGAACCGCAGCGAUAUGCUUUCCAAAAAGAAACAAGCUACAAAAAACAACGCGAUGCUGAAGAGCCGUCCUCGCAAAGCGAAGAACAAACAUCUGCCGAAGAAGCAGAAGUAGCGGAAGCAGAUACAAUUAACGAAAAAAUUGACAAUAGAGAUUUUGUGGGCAAACGAGACAGCAAAAAGCCGCCAAAAGAUAGUAGCACUUGCAUACAAUUGGUGAAACGGGGGAAGAUCUGCUAUCAGUGCGUGGAUGGUGACGGCACAUCCACCAAAUGUUAUGUGCCCGCGAAAAUGAGCAACGGCAGCAAUAAUAGGCAGCGUCCAGCCAAGGGUAACGAACACAAAGUGCAGAAAGCACAGCAACGUAUUUACAAACGAACAAUUUCAUAUUCCUUUGAGAAGGGUACCAAUGGCACCAUGGAAAAUGUAACGCCAAUUGAGGCAUCGGAGGUGGAAAACACAACUGCCACAAUUAGUACACCACAUUUGAAAGAGAAGAUAUUCAUCAAGGUGAUAAAGCAAAAUGAAACCAUAGCGGAGUAAUUUUCCAAUCCUCUUUCUGUAUUCAAUGUAUAUUCGCGGCGUAUAUAUAGUAUGUAGGUGUGCUUAUGCAAACUAUUAUGCAUAUAUUUUAUUUUGUAAU
Messenger RNA from Bactrocera tryoni, 1306 nucleotides. RefSeq lists its product as uncharacterized. Bases 1 to 1206 code for a protein of 401 amino acids. The transcript has a single exon. NCBI's taxonomy places the organism in Eukaryota, Metazoa, Arthropoda, Insecta, Diptera, Tephritidae. The record is from RefSeq and is a predicted model, not a curated record.